AUGCAUACAGAGGUUACAACUGUGAUUUGUGGGCACAAAGAACUGAAGAAACUUACAGAGCUAAGUGGACAACUUGACACAGUAAAACGUGUAAUAUGUAUGGAUGACGAGAUCCAAUCAAAUGGAACGGCAGUUGAGAGAAACAGUAGUUGGACAAUCACUUCCUUUACUGAUGUGGAGAAACUUGGCCAAGAGAAUCCUGCUGAUGCAGAUUUGCCUCUUUCAGCUGAUAUUGCUGUGAUAAUAAUGUACACAAGUGGGAGUACUGGUUUGCCUAAGGGUGUGAUGAUGACACAUGGCAAUGUUUUAGCCACUGUUUCUGUUGUUAUGACAAUUGUGCCUGGCCUUGGAUGCAAGGAUGUUUAUUUAGCAUACCUUCCCCUGGCCCAUAUUCUUGAAUUAGCAGCAGAGAAUGUCAUUGCUGCUGUUGGAAGUUCUAUUGGAUAUGGAUCCCCUUUGACUCUCACUGAUACUUCGAAUAAGAUAAAGAAGGGGACAAAGGGGGAUGCCUCUAUGUUAAGGCCCACAUUAAUGACAGCAGUCCCAGCAAUUCUUGAUCGUAUUCGACAGACUGUGCGUAAGAAGGUGGAUGGAUCAGAAAAGCUUCUAAGGAACUUUCUAGUGUUUAGAAGGUUCAGGCAAUUUUUGGGUGGUCAUAUCCGUUUUGUAUUGUGUGGAGGCGCUCCUCUUUCUGAUGACACUCAAAGAUUCAUCAACGUUUGUCUUGGAGUCCCAAAUAAAGUCGACGAUGAUGAUGAAAAGGAAGACAAAGACAAAGGGCAUGCUGCUGCUCCAAUAGGUCAAGGGUAUGGUCUCACUGAGACUUGUGCCGGUGGGACGUUUUCUGAAUACGAUGAUACAUCUGUUGGUUGUGUUGGUGCUCCACUUCCUUGCUCAUUUAUUAAGUUGAUAGAUUGGCCUGGGGGUGGGUACUUAACAAGUGAUUCUCCAAUGCCUCGGGGAGAAGUAGUUGUUGGUGGGCCGAAUGUUACUGUUGGAUAUUUCGAAAACGAAGAGAAAGCAAAGGAAGCAUACAGGGUUGAUGAGACAGGAAUGAGAUGGUUCCACACGGGUGACAUUGGGCGGUUUCAUGCCAAUGGCUGCCUUGAGAUAAUCGAUCGGAAAAAGGACAUAGUUAAACUUCAGCAUGGAGAAUAUGUCUCUCUAGGGAAGGUUGAGACUGCCCUCAUUGUUAGUCCCUAUGUUGACAAUAUUAUGCUGCAUGCUGAUCCUUUUCGUAGUUGCUCUGUGGCUCUCAUGGUGGCUUCACAGCCUAUGAUGGAAGACUGGGCUUCAAAGCAAGAAAUCAAAUAUGCCUAA
Messenger RNA from Ilex paraguariensis (yerba mate), 1320 nucleotides. The record is from the annotation of a GenBank genome assembly. NCBI's taxonomy places the organism in Eukaryota, Viridiplantae, Streptophyta, Magnoliopsida, Aquifoliales, Aquifoliaceae.